Messenger RNA from Nyctereutes procyonoides (raccoon dog), 1024 nucleotides. Its product is annotated as carcinoembryonic antigen-related cell adhesion molecule 8-like. Gene Ontology annotation, cellular component: plasma membrane; cell surface. Gene Ontology annotation, molecular function: protein tyrosine kinase binding. Gene Ontology annotation, biological process: signal transduction; regulation of immune system process. The record is from RefSeq and is a predicted model, not a curated record. NCBI's taxonomy places the organism in Eukaryota, Metazoa, Chordata, Mammalia, Carnivora, Canidae.
UCUGCGCGGCUGCAGCUGCUCUCACCCGGGCCGGACGGAGCGGGCAGCGGGCACCAUGGAGCCCCCCUCGGCCUCGCCCCGAGCAGGGCGCGGCCCCUGGCAGGAGCUCCUGCUGGCAGUCUCACUCUUAAUCUCCUGGAACCCGCCCACCACUGCCCAAGUCACUGUGGAGUCCGUGCCUCCCAAUGCUGCUGAAGGGAAGGACGCUCUUCUGCGGGUCCUCAAUCUGCCUGGGGAUACAGCAGGCCUUACCUGGUUCAGAGGGGAAAUUGUAGCACCGGUCCAUCAAAUUGUAUUAUAUGUAGUAGACACACGAGUAAUUACCCUGGGGCGUGCACACAGUGGCAGAGAGAUAAUAUACCCCAGUGGAUCCUUGCUGUUCCAGAACAUCACCCUGAAAGACACAGGAUCCUACAGCCUACAAAUCACAAAGAGAAAUUUUCAAAUUGAACAAGUACCUGGACAGCUCCGCAUAUUCUCGGAGUUACAUAAACCCAGCAUCACAAGCAACAACUCCAGCCCCGUGGAGAAAACGGAUUCUGUAGUGUUAACGUGUGAACCUCAGACUCAGAGCACAAGCUGCCUGUGGCCAGUAAACAGUAAGAGCCUCCCGGACAGUCCCAGGCUGGAGCUGUCCCUGGACAACAGGACUCUCACUGUACAUGGUGUCACAAGGAAUGACACAGGACCCUAUGAGUGUGAAACUCGGAACCCAGUGAGUGCUGAUCGUAGUGACCCAUUCACCCUGAAUGUGCUCUAUGGCCCGGACACACCCACCAUUUCCCCCUCAGACUCCUCUUACCAUCUAGGGACAAACCUCAGUGUCUCCUGCCGCACAGCCUCUAACCCACCUGCACAGUAUUCUUGGCUUAUCAAUGGGAGGCCCCAGCCAUCCACACAGGAGCUCUUAAUCCCCAACAUCACUGCAAAUGAUAGCGGAUCCUAAACCUGCUUCUAUAACAAUGGCACCUGCCUCAAUAAGACCACAGUCAAGGCUAUCACAGUCUCUGCACCAAUGAUGUGA